Molecule: messenger RNA, 1332 nt
Organism: Helobdella robusta
Lineage: Eukaryota; Metazoa; Annelida; Clitellata; Rhynchobdellida; Glossiphoniidae
Exons: 8
Coding region: 1-1332 (443 amino acids)
Molecular function (GO): signaling receptor activity
Source: RefSeq, a predicted model, not a curated record
AUGAAAUAUUUAGAUAAAUAUUCGGUAAAUUCUUGUAACAGUGACUCCGUAUCAACUUUUGAAAUGUUUAAUCAUAUCGCAAGGAAAGAUGAAGCCGAAAUGGUUGAACUGUCCGAUUUAGAAAAAUUCUGUUGCUGCGAAUCUCCGAUGCCAACAAAUUUGUUGCCUGAUAUCAACCGAAAAGAUAACGUUAUAAAUUAUUUGCCACCAGCAGUUAUUCAACCCCACACGUCUGAAUUUAUAGUCAAUGAUGUCGACGUUAAUAUGAAAUACUACUCGAAUGGAAGCAAAAGCAAAAUUAAUGCCAAUAGCCCAACUUUACUCAAGGUGGAUUAUGGUUGUCCAAAUAUUUAUUACACAUCAAAAUCUGACUCGGCAGAACUAUUACUGGAUAGAAAACAGGACGGCUGCUCCAACGAAACAGAUGUGCAACGCAAAAGCGAUAAACUUUCAAGAAGCGAUAGAUUUGUUGGUUACUUUUUUCAAAUCUCAAACGAUAAAAAAGUUUUUGGAUUGACUGCUGCUGUUAUUUUCAUAGUUGGAUUAAGUUUGGGAUCAAUAUUUGGAUUGGGAGCUUUGAAAAAAAAUUCUCAUAAAGCCAGUCAAUGUCCGAUUGAUAGACUGAUAUGUGAAUCUGUUGAGUGUCGGGAUGCUUUCAGAUCAACUUUUUGUAACCCCACCACACUGAUGACAUGUUCCAACAACAACCUUUAUAAAGACUUCUGUGCAGAUUUCAAUUAUACGGAUAGUAUUUGGCGUGAUUUAGAAAAGGAGGAUUCGAAAUGGAAAAACUAUAAUUCAACAACAUCAAACAAUGAAAUUUUCAUGAAAGAUGCAUCAGGAUGGGUAUAUUUUGACAAGGGCAGUUUGAAUGGUUCAAAGUAUAUAAUCGUCAGCAAGUUCAUGACAUUCCAAGUAGCUCAGGAUUAUUGCAAGAAAGUGGGAGGUCACUUGGUCCACAUCAAUUCAAUUAGAGAACAAAUUUUUGUUGAAGAUUAUCUAUCUUCCGAAUUGAAAUCAGAUUCCCUUCCUCCAAGCAUUGGAUACUGGUUAGGAGCCCGUCGACCAAGGGGUGGCCACUCCGGAAUGUGCAUGUACGAGCAGUGGAAGUGGAUUGAUGCUUACGGAAGAACUCACGGAACUAUUAAAGGAUUCACUGCAUUUGUUCCAGGAAAACCGGACAAUCUAUACUACCCAGAAGAGUGUUUAUAUUUAACUGUGAACGAAGGGAAACACGAAAGCAGGUAUCUAAAAUGGGAUGAUGCCAUGUGCGAUCUGCCGAACGCAGGCAUACUGACAUUUUGCGAGGUUGAAUUAUUUCAACAACGAUGA